GCUGAAAGUGCCCCCCAUUUCUUAUGUGUAUUUUUGUCCGCCGGCGAUAUAGAUCACCAUUUUAGUUCAAAUCCUCCGUUUCCCGUCUCAGGGACCGAAACAGACGUUUCCACUCAUCUUUAGUCUGAUCUGCGAACUGGGUAUCUCAGGAUUCUGUAUCUUGAACAAGAAGUAAGUUCAGAUUUUCCAUAUUCAGGGUUAGUUUGUUUCAGAUUAGGGUCUUUUGAUUUUGGUUUUUGGGUGCUUGAGAAAGAGGAAAGGAAAUGGACAAGUUGAGAUUUGCUGAGUGGAGUGAGAGAUUGAAGACGGGUGGGGCUCAAGUGGGUCGAAUCGUGAGUGGGAAAAUGAAGGAAAUUCUGCAGAGCCCGACCCCCGAAUCGAAGAUGGUGGAUGAGGCGACAUCAGAAAACAUGGAAGAGCCCAACUGGGGCAUGAAUUUAAGGAUAUGUGCGAUGAUUAACAGCGAGGAGUUUAGUGGGUCUGAAGUUGUGAAGGCAAUAAAGAAGAAAUUUUCCAGUAAGAGUGGGGUGAGCCAAAGGUUGAGUCUUGAUUUGUUGGAAGCGUGUACGAUGAAUUGCGAGAAGGUGUUCUCGGAGGUGGCGUCGGAGAAAGUGUUGGACGACAUGGUUAAGAUGAUCGAGAAUCCGCAAACAGAUGAUGAUAAUAGAGCAAGGGCUCUGCAGUUGAUUCGAGCUUGGGGGCAGUCUGAGGAUCUUGCAUAUCUGCCUGUUUUUCACCAGACAUACAUGAGUCUGAAAGGAAGGAGUAAGCAUUCACCAGUAGAGAAUGAGAGUUCACCUCCUUCGCCCCAGCCAUGCUCUUAUGUUCAUCAGCAGUCUUCUGAAAGUUAUCCUGUUCCUCAUACAGGAGUAAAUGGUUCAGAUCAUGGUACCUUUGUCUUUAAUUUUGGAAGUCUAUCAAUUGAACAGAAGAAGGAAUUUUUUGAAAUAACUAGAAACAGUCUUGAAGUGCUCUCUAGCAUGUUAAAUGUUGAAAUGGAGCCAAAACCCAUGCAGGAUGAUCUGACGCUGAGCAUGCUGGAGAAGUGUAAGCACUCUCAGACGGUCAUUCAGACAAUCAUAGAAAGCAUCACUGAUGAUGAAGGAAUUCUCUUCGAGGCACUGAAUCUCCAUGAUGAGCUUCAACGAGUCAUCACCAGAUAUGAAGAACUAGAAGCUGGUUCAAAGUCUGAAGGACAACUGACCAAAAACUCUGGUAUUGUUGAGGCCAGUGUGACUUCUCAGGUUGACACUCCUAAUUCAUCCUCAAAGGUCGAGGCUAGUUGUGAAACCAAGAAAGAUGAACCUCAGAAUACUGAUGGUACUCAUAAUGCAUCCUCAAAGGAUGAGAUCUAUAGUGAAACUGAAACCAAGAUCAGUGAAGCCCCGAACACAGAUGUUCCCGAAUCUGGAAAUCAUAGAAGCAGCAACAAGGAGGAGGAGCAAUCAUAGAAGAAGCACUGCAUGACAGCUUUGGCCGUAUGGAACCACGCUCUAGGACUGGUGGGUUGAAUGAUGUUAUGUGUUUAGGUCUUGUUAAUGUCUUUACCAAGGGCAAUAUCAACCCGUUUUAACUCCUUGCACUGACAGUCUGUAGUUCAUUUUAUGCACUCAUGUAUUUUCUUCUUAAUUUUAGUUGAAAUGUUAAUAAUACUAGGCUUCUUGUAAUUUUG
Rubroshorea leprosula is the source of this 1672-nucleotide messenger RNA. Lineage: Eukaryota; Viridiplantae; Streptophyta; Magnoliopsida; Malvales; Dipterocarpaceae. The record is from the annotation of a GenBank genome assembly.